CGGUAAAAGAAUAAAGCUGUAAGCUGUAUUCGUCUUUUUCCGGUUAGACUACUUCCGGUUUGACUGCGCGUCAGCACACAAGAGCAUGGACAUCAGACCAAACCACACCAUCUACAUCAACAACAUCAAUGACAACGUUAAGAAGGAAGAGUUGAAGCGGUCGCUGUACGCGCUCUUCUCGCAGUUUGGUCAGAUCGUGGAGAUCGUGGCCAUGAAGACCAUGAAGAUGAGAGGUCAGGCCUUUGUGGUCUUCAAGGAGCUCACUGCUGCCACCAACGCACUCCGCCAGCUGCAAGGUUUCCCCUUCUACAACAAGCCCAUGAGGAUCCAGUAUGCCAAGACGGACUCUGACGUGAUCACCAAGGGCAGAGGUGCUCACGGCGAGCGAGACCGGAAGAAGGAUAAGAAGAAGAAGCCUCAGGAGCUGGCAGCCAUUGCCGCCAAGAAAAGCGCCCUGGUGCCGGUGGCUCCCAUGCUCAUGCCAGCGCUGCAGGUUCCUGACAACCCUCCAAACUACAUCCUGUUCCUUAGCAACCUGCCUGAGGAGACCAACGAAAUGAUGCUCUCCAUGCUCUUCAACCAGUUUCCAGGCUUCAAAGAAGUGCGUCUGGUGCCUGGCAAACACGACAUAGCGUUUGUGGAGUUUGAUGGCGACAUGCAGGCGGGCGUGGCCAAAGACGCGCUGCAGGGCUUCAGGAUCACGGCCACGUGCGCCAUGAAGAUCACCUUCGCCAAGAAAUAGGCGGCCAUCUUGGAGCACCAAGAGACUCUUACACAUUGUAGAUUUUACUUUUUACUUUUUCUUUGUUUGCUUCCUUCAACUCCUGCUGUCUUCUUGGAAGAGACAAGACUGGAGGCAGCAGGUCAUGUGACCAUUUAUUGACAGGAAGUACAAUUCAAGUCAUUUCUUUGAAGUAAAUAAAGGAUUCUUUUAUUGAAAGUAAAUAAUUCAAUUUAUUACACGUCAAGAAAUAUUGAAAGUUUAAAAAAAAUAUUCAAAGUGAAUAAAAUACCUAAAAAAAUAUUAAUGUAGAGGCAGGGUUUGUUUCUCACUUGUCACUUGGGAUAGUGUGUGUGUGCAUUCGUGCGUGUGUGCAUGUGCGCGCGCGCGUGCGUGUGUGUAGCUGAAUGAAUAACACCUGCACCUGUCUGAGAAUUGUAUGGAGGGUGUGAACCUGGGUGCCGUUACUUCCGCAGAAGGACCAGAAACCAUCUGCAUGUAAUGUAUUGUGUUUUUACUCCAAUGGCAAAUAAAUCUCCCUCAAAACUGCA
This is a messenger RNA of Nerophis ophidion (straightnose pipefish), 1272 nucleotides long. It is a transcript of the gene snrpb2, whose product is annotated as small nuclear ribonucleoprotein polypeptide B2. Lineage: Eukaryota; Metazoa; Chordata; Actinopteri; Syngnathiformes; Syngnathidae. The record is from RefSeq and is a predicted model, not a curated record. Gene Ontology annotation, molecular function: U1 snRNA binding. The coding region runs from base 86 to 742 and encodes 218 amino acids. Gene Ontology annotation, biological process: mRNA splicing, via spliceosome. Gene Ontology annotation, cellular component: U1 snRNP. The transcript is spliced from 7 exons.